AUGGCUAACAUCAGAACUAGUAAUCAGAAUGAAGUUCAUAUGCGAUCAAAGACUAUAAAUAACUGUAUUCACAGAGCACGCAGUCGUCGCUACUGCAUCGUGUAUAUAAGGGACGAGGAGACGCCAGAGCUGCAUCAGUCGUCAUGGCAGCCUCCACCAAAUCUCUCCUGUUCCUCUGUCUGGCUCUCGUGGUUGUGGCCGCGAUGGCGCAGGAACCUGCAGACGUACCAGCUGUCCCUAGCGGAGAUGCCGCCAGCAACCAGGAGCCGGUACAGCCGGUGGUGGGCGACGGAGCUGCUGGGGACCAGGCGCUGCAAGACCGCUGGAGGGCGUCCAUUUCCUUCCACAGUGGCUGAGUGGACUGCUGGCACAUUCCAGAAAUAGGAGGCUCUAGUUUCUCAUAAACGUUUCUUCCAUUACGGUUUACACAUUUAAAAUACUUUUCCUGUUUCUAUAUCAAGAGCUUCCUUUUCAUUUUUCAAAACGGUAAACGAAAAUGUAUUACAAAAGAAUGAAUAAACUUUAGAAUUCAAAAAUGUA
Messenger RNA from Schistocerca americana (American grasshopper), 540 nucleotides. RefSeq lists its product as uncharacterized. Lineage: Eukaryota; Metazoa; Arthropoda; Insecta; Orthoptera; Acrididae. Bases 1 to 384 code for a protein of 127 amino acids. The transcript is spliced from 3 exons. The record is from RefSeq and is a predicted model, not a curated record.